AUGGCUACCCCCAGUGUCCUUACCUUUGAUACUGAGGGUCGUGCUGUAGACUUUGAGGUCUGGGUCGAUGACCUCCAGCUGUUCUUACAGUGCGAUAGGGCGGACGGACUCUCACUGUUUGAUCUCACCUCUGGUGUCUCUCCUGCCCCGCCUACUACUGCUGACAGCACUGUUCACUCACAAUGGGCCACGCGCGAUGCUGCUGCACGUCUUGCUGUGCGUCGCCACUUACCGACCACUGAGCGUGCAAACUUUAGCCAGAAAAAGAGUGCUAAGACCUUGUACGAUGCUGUAGUUACACGCUACUCCUCCCCUGCCACUGCUGCCCUUAGCCGCCUCAUGCUGCCGUACCUGUUCCCUGACCUUGCUGCCUUUCCGACAGUCGCUGACCUCAUUACGCACCUUCGCACUAGUGACACUCGCUACCGCGCUGCACUUCCCACUGAGUUCUAUGCCAAGAACCCCCCCCCCAUGUACAUCACCCUCUACUACAUAGUCACCCGGCUCCCUGACUCCCUUCGCUCAGUCAGGGACCACUUCCUCUCAGUUUGCCCCACCACACUCACCGUUGACCUCCUCGAGGAGCGCCUCCUAGCAGCAGAGAAGAGCAUAGUCGCUAUAGGAGCCUCUCGUGGUGACCCUCGCACCCCCGUCUUUGAGGGGUGUUCUCCCUCCCCCCUCUUGCCCUCUGUUGCCUCUGUUGCUGCGGCCUACCUCGUUGGUUUCGAGUCGGUCGGCGCUGCGUCUGUCCCUAGCGUGAAGCGCUGCACCGGCAAGGGCAAGGGGGGCAAGGGCGGUGGGGGGGGCAGUGGGGGCGAUGGAGGUGGUGGUGGAGGCAGUGGAGGGGGUGGGGGUGGUGGUGGGAGUGGUGGCGGGGGUGGAGGUGUCGGUGGUAGCAGUGGAGGCGGAGGAGGCAGCGGGGGUGGCAGAGGGAGCGGAGGCGGCGGCGGUGGCGGAGGCGGCGGAGGUGGCGGAGGCGGCGGAGGUGGCGGUGGAGCUGGUCACGGCUCUGCGCAGAGGAGUGGCUCCGGUGCUAUCUUUGAUCUUGACUAUGAUGCUAUUCUUGCUGCCAUGUAUGCUGUGUCUGCUAGUGAUGAGGGUGACUAUUACCUUACGGCUGCUGCCCCAGGUACUGGUGAGUCUGCUCUCUCAGGUACUACGUCGGCUCAGGCCUUGCACACCUUCACCCUUGACUCGGGUGCUUCCUGCUCCUUCUUCCGAGACCGCACCACGCUUACGCCGCUUAGUUGGCCGGUUGCGGUCUCCCUGGCGGACCCCUCUGUGGGUCUUGUCCUUGCUAGCUUCUCCACUGUCUUAUCGUGUCCGGCAGCCCCCUCUGGCACUCUGUCCGGUCACUACCUCCCCUCGUUCUCUACGAACUUGGUGAGUGGAGCUGAUAUGCAGGAUCAGGCGGUUCACCAGUUCACACCUGCGAGUCAGCGGGUGACCCACUAUACGUGUGCUCGGACGGGCCGACACUUGGCCACGUUUACCCGUCAGCCGGGGUCGAGCGUGUACACACUGACCACUGAGUCUCCUCUUGUUACUGCGUCUGGUCAGGUAGCUGCGUCGAACUCUCCUUUGGCACCACCACCUUGGUCACCCCUCCCUGCCUCGUCUUGGAGGCAUGACCUCCCGUGUCCUUGUCUCUGGUCUCCCCCGGUCUCUCCCUCCCCUACCUCCGGGGCCUGCCCCUACCUGCGUCCCCUGCGUCGAGGGGCGGCAGCGCGCUGA
Molecule: messenger RNA, 1734 nt
Organism: Closterium sp. NIES-65
Lineage: Eukaryota; Viridiplantae; Streptophyta; Zygnematophyceae; Desmidiales; Closteriaceae
Source: the annotation of a GenBank genome assembly